This is a messenger RNA of Drosophila ficusphila, 775 nucleotides long. RefSeq names its product NADH dehydrogenase [ubiquinone] 1 beta subcomplex subunit 8, mitochondrial (gene ND-ASHI). Gene Ontology annotation, cellular component: mitochondrion. The transcript has 3 exons. The record is from RefSeq and is a predicted model, not a curated record. NCBI's taxonomy places the organism in Eukaryota, Metazoa, Arthropoda, Insecta, Diptera, Drosophilidae. Bases 144 to 671 code for a protein of 175 amino acids.
AUUUUCUACACCCACGAACUAUCGAUAAAACCAGAAGUCAGCGUGACGACUUAUCGUUUGUUUGCCAUCCGGAGGCGAACAGCUGUUUUGCGACUGCUCUCGGAAAUAAAUUUGCGAACGGUUUUUUUAAAUUGGAUUUUGCAAUGUCGGCGUUUGUGAAAACCGUGUGUUUGGCUCAAAAGCUAUGCGCCGCAAAUCCCGUCGUGGCUCGCCAGGCGGUACGCAGCAUGGCCGGCUGGAACAAGGACUACAAGCCGGCACCCUAUCCACAAACGGAAAAGGAACGCCUGGCGGCAGCCAAGAAGUACUACCUGCUCCCUGAGGAGUACAAGCCAUACGCCGAUGAUGGUUUGGGCUACGGAGACUACCCCAAAGUGGGCGGCGGACUCGGUGUGGAGGCCAAGGACUCCUACUACCCCUGGGAUUAUCCGGAGCACAAGCGCAAUCAUCACGAGCCCGUCUCGGCGGAUCACGAUCUUUACAGCGAGGAUCGCUGGUCGCAGGCGGAUUAUCCACGCUACAAGAACUCGUACUACUUUGUCUGCUUCCUGGGCGUAAUGUCUGGCUGCCUGGCCCUUUAUUAUUGGCUGGAGGACAAAAAGAUGUACCGUCCCGUUGCCGCCAAACAAUAUCCCGGCGAUGGCGUCAAGCACUACACCUUCGAGCAGUAGAGAACACAGCGCCCUCCUCGUCGAUCCUCUGCGAGCCUCGUUAUUAUUUCAUAGGCAAUUUAUCAACGCAUCUGUACAAUUAAAAUAAAAGAAGCCAAGCUGAA